Pecten maximus is the source of this 5150-nucleotide messenger RNA. RefSeq names its product GPI-anchor transamidase-like. The record is from RefSeq and is a predicted model, not a curated record. The transcript is spliced from 10 exons. Gene Ontology annotation, cellular component: GPI-anchor transamidase complex. Bases 18 to 1079 code for a protein of 353 amino acids. Lineage: Eukaryota; Metazoa; Mollusca; Bivalvia; Pectinida; Pectinidae. Gene Ontology annotation, molecular function: GPI-anchor transamidase activity. Gene Ontology annotation, biological process: proteolysis; attachment of GPI anchor to protein; protein localization to cell surface.
UAUAAAUAUAAUUCAAAAUGGCAGCCCCCAUACGUGUUCCGGGGUGCUGUCGGCAUUUACAAUUAACUGUCAUUUUGACGCUGCUGGUUUUCUGUUCAUAUUCUGAAUCGGUAAAUCCAGAAGAAUUUUUUACAAGUGGUCAUACUAACAAUUGGGCGGUACUUGUGGACACGUCUAGGUUCUGGUUCAACUACCGCCAUGUGGCUAAUGUGUUGUCUAUAUACAGGAGUGUCAAACGCCUGGGCAUCCCAGACAGCCAAAUUAUCCUGAUGGUGGCUGAUGACAUGGCUUGUAAUCCUCGCAAUCCUCGACCAGCAACUGUCUUCAAUAAUGCAAACCAACAGAUCAAUGUGUACGGGGAUGAUGUAGAGGUGGACUAUAGGGGGUACGAGGUAACAGUUGAGAACUUCAUCCGAGUCCUGACAGGUCGGCUGCCACCAAGUACACCGCGGUCCAAACGACUGUUAACAGACGAGAGGAGUAACGUUCUUGUUUAUAUGACUGGUCAUGGCGGAGAUGGGUUCCUGAAGUUUCAGGAUGCUGAGGAAAUUUCCAAUGUAGAGUUGGCUGACGCUUUUGAGCAGAUGUGGCAGAAAAGGAGGUACCAUGAGCUCUUCUACAUGAUUGACACCUGCCAGGCGGAGUCUAUGUUUCAAAAGUUUUACUCACCUAACAUCUUGGCUGUGGCCAGCAGUAAGAUUGGCGAGGACUCACUGUCACACCAUGUAGACCCGACCAUUGGUGUGUUUGUGAUUGAUAGAUAUACUUACUAUGCACUAGAGUUUCUUGAGUCUGCCAAACCUGAUAGCAAGAAGACAAUGGGACAGUUUCUAAAGGUAUGUCAACCUUCCCAGUGUUCAUCAACUGUGAGUACACGUAAAGACCUAUUUCCAAGGGACCCUGACAAAGUUCUUCUCACCGACUUUUUUGGCAGUGUGCGUAAUGUAGAGCUCCUCACCGAUACCAUACAGCUGGAGAAUGUUACAGGGGAGACAAUCCAGCACUGCAGUAAGGAGACAUGUGAAGAGGAAAAAGGAGAGAGGCUUGUCUAUGCUGACCAAUUUCCUAUGCCAAUCUGAGAGUAUUUGUCAUCUUUCUGGACAUCUGACUUAGGACUGGAGAUUUAAAAGAUCGCCCAGUUUCCUAAGGAUAAUGCAUUGUCAUCUUUCUGGAAAUUACUCAAGGCUGAAAAUUUGAGGGCUGACCUAUCUCAACAGAUUUCUUUCCUAUAUAUGCCUUAUUAUUCUGGACUCCUGGUCCAAGAGAGAAGGGUAGAUCUGACAAAGUCUCUUUACCCAUUGUUAGGUCAUCAGACAUAUUCUAGACAUCAGCUUUGUGGCAGACAAGGGCCUUUUUGUUUAUCGAGGUCAAAACGGUUGACCAUAGUUGUUCGUUACGAAACAAUGACAGUCCAAGUGAUUUUAUGUUGCUUUGGGACAAGUCUGUUGAACCUUCUAGGUCUGCAUCAACGUGGAAAUAGAUGAACCAGUUUGUCAACAUAAAUGAACAGACCUGAGGGCUGGCCAUAGCUGUGUCAGUGUAUUAGUGCUGGUCUGAACCUUUGGCUCAAAGCCAGUAUUCAAGACUGACUAGUGUUCUAUAUCAUGCGGAUCAUGUUGACAUAUUUCUGUACAAUAUUAUAGAGUAGACAAAUGCCAUGUAUCACAGUAUUUGUCCUUUACUCUAUAUUUGAUUUAGAUAAUGUGAAGUUAUCAACAGGUGGUGAAUUUUUCUUGUGCAAUGUCCAUCCAUAUCAUAUGAAUUGAAGUGACUGGGGAGUCCAGGUUAUCCAAAUACAUUAAUCCUGACAGGGUUUAGUAUGUGGAGUUGGGAGAUCCAGUGAUAUUUCCAGUUCCUCCUAACUUGUUAGAGGAGGGGGAGUCAGGGUCCGAGUUGAUUUGAUAUAUGCAGUGAUAAACUGACUCAACCAAGCACCUCUGAUGAGUCUUAUCUGUAACAGACGAAAUCGGUCAGGUCUAGAAGCAACAUUUUGUCCAAUCACCCACAGCCAGCCAUUGGGAGUGAAGCUGUACCCAAACCAGUCACUUCAAUCCAACCAUAGUAUAGUCCCUACACUUACUACUUAGUCAGUCCAUUCCCAAAAUAUUCCUUUAUCUUAUAACUGAUGUAACUUAGCCGUUAUUACACUAACUAUGUGGUAUAUAAAGUACCUAGCCUAAGUUUCCUCUGGCCCUGACACAUGACCUAUACAUUCUGACAGAUAGAUGUAUGGUGUAGACAUGUUGUCGGGCCAGAUAAACUUGGGCUAAUAUAGGUACCAUAUUCUUAUAUUUUCUAAGCAUUCUUCAAAUUAUUUCAAUGGUAUUUAUAAAUUCCAUGAAACUUUUUGUUUCUAUAGGUACUAUAAUCACAAUAACAAUUUUACUGUAACUCUUAUUCAUACAUAUUCCAUCAGGUUCGGAAGUAUUUAAAUGUGUGUGUUCAUACUGUCAUCCUUUUGUCUGGGUAUACUGCCAUCAUUUGUCGUUAAAACCUGGUUAUACUGCCAUUAUUUGUAAAACCUUUAAUAUACUGUCACCAUGUCUGUAAAACCUGGUUAUACUGCAAUAAUUUGUCAUUUAAAUCAGAUUAUACUGUCACCACGCAUUUGUAAAAAGAUUUUUAUACUACCACAAUACAAAACCUUAAUAUAUUGUCAUCAUUCGUCUGUAAAAUUUGUUAUAUCACCACCAUUGUACAGUGUAACCCUGUGUUAUAAGGAUGUUGGAUAUAUAUAUAUUGGUAGUAACUGAUUAAGAAAUGGUGUGCGUAAAAACGGUGAGCCAAACACAGAGAUUCAUUCAAUUGUCCAAUUUAUUGGAAAGCAUUGUUUACAUGUUUCGGCCAUCAUCACAACAACAAUCAUUUAUUGUGAUGUCUCAUACGUAUGUAAGCAUCAGAAAUUGAUGACGCCAUGAGUGAGUAUACACAAAAAAAACACUGCCAAAGAGCAAUUUGGCGGAGAAAUAAAUUAUGUGUAGAUGAAGUUGACAGGUGCUUGAUUAAUCUUUUGAGUUAUAUACAGAUAUAGUUAGUUAUCCAUUAUAGGGAAAAAAAUAGCAAAAAGUUCCAGACUAAUAUGUCCAUAAUAGCUAAUUUAUUCCAGGCUAUUAUGUCUAUAAUAGCCAAUUUAUUCUAGACUAAUAUGUCUAUAAUAGCUAAUUAAUGCUUAGGUGGGAUGGUUCCAUUGUAUCCAUAAAGGCGAUGUGAACUACCUCGACCUUGAGAGAAUAUUAUGGCGAGUUUAUGUGUGUUAAGAGUGAAUUCGGAAAGGUUAGAGUUGGAGAGUUGUAUAAUUAUCUUCUUUGGAAGAAAUGUCUGUUUUUUUUCAUUCCAGUUAUAGUGGAGUUAUUUCUGGGGUUUUUUUUAGGUUGUUUAAACAGCAGAUACAGCAGAGGCUAUGAGUUGGUUGACAAGUUCCUUUUCUGAAGUGUCGGAGACCAGGAUUGCUUCAGCUGAGUCAAUUUCUGUUUGCAGGGCCCAAAAUCUGUCCUUCCAAUAGCCUCGAACUAAGAUAGCUUCAACCAACUUAUAGCCUUUGCAAUCCAGCCUAAACAUACGUUAUGUCUCUAAAAAGAAAUAGAUUGUGAAUUACUUCCUUUUGAUAUUGUCCAAAGGAAAAAUAAUUUUUUUAACACUUAUUACAUGUUCAUUUUUUGUAUGAUAUUUAUGAAUUAUUGAAACUAUUCUAUUGCACAAGUUUACUGUUUAUAUUGUAUGGGGUUUAAAGAUUUAAUUAUGGCCUACUUCGAGCAUCAACUAUACUGAUUAUAAUAUGAACUACUAUGAAUUACAUGUAAUGCGCAUGUAUAGAGAAACAAGUUUUGAUGUGCAUGUCCAGUAGACUACGGAUCAACAGCCGAUUUCCUUUGGUCGGUCUACAGCAACUGGACUUCGUUUGCACAUGGUCUCCAUGUGGAAGCACAGCAGGGAUUGGUUGUUGAUUAUAUGCAUGUGUAAUCACAUUAAAUGAAACAGCCUCACUAUAGCAAAUAGUUGACACUCAAAGUAGGCCUAUGUUUCAUAAAGUAGUCUCUAUUGUAUUCUCUAUAGUUUCAUUAAGUUUUACAUGCAUUCAUUGAUUUCUUAAAAUCAAAAUACAAAAUGUAGCUAUUUUUUCUAAUAAAACUUACAGCCUUUUGAUUUCUGUUGAUAAAUGGUUUAAUCAACCUUUAAAAAAUAUCAUUAAUUUUAGAAAUAAAGAACAAACCAACCAACCUUAUCAAAAUUAAAUGAGCAUGUCCUGUUAUUUUGUGUUAUGUGUUAUAGAUUGUGGAUAGAUUUAAAAGGCGUAGGUAAAGGCUGGAAAGAGAAAUGUUUUAAUUGGUGGUCUUACUAGUUUUAUAUAUUCCAGAGUAGCGAAGAAAAUAUUGAAUACUUGUACGUUGCAUCAAUGUGCAGAAUAUGGAAACAUUAUUUUUAAGUUUAUGCAGCAAAUAUGCACAAAUUUAAGAAAGAAAGAAAGAAAGAAAAAGAAAGAAAAAAAAACUGCAUUUACAGUAAUGUACAUGGAAGAAAUUGGACUUGGAUGGUUUACAAGGCAAAUUUAUGGACUCGUUUCUUCUUGCAGGAAUGUUUUGAAAUGUAUUCCAGGCAAAAGACUGAUGCGAACAUGUUAUAAAAAUGUCAGUUCUGGUUCCAAAACCAGGUAGGAGUGAACAAAUUGUCACACUCCAUUGAUAUAUAAUACAUGUAGCAACAUGUGUUGCUAGUGAUUGGUAAUUUUAAGUGAUAGUCCAUAUUGGUAAAGUUUCAUUUUACCUGUACUAUGUAGCAAGUAAUUUAGUAAAGGAGUCAACACUUCAGAUUUGUUCUUCCUUUUGUCAACUUACAUGGUAAAACUCAUCUAUCUUGGUGUUUGUCCAGGUAGUUCAGUUUUAAUCCAAUCUAUAAAUGUAUUUGAAAUGUGGUACGUUUCAUAACUAUGAUUAUGUGCCAUUCUGAUUAACAUAUUUUUAGUUAGUUGCUGUUCUUUUAUUUUGGUAUUUUAAUUUUGUUUGAAGGAUAUACAGUAUCUACUUUUAGUCUUUUUUCCGAUUUCUUUGAAAACUAAAAUCAAAGGUUUUAAUUAUCUUUAUCGUUUAAUAAAAUUACAACUAGACAUACAGUGUACUAAGUCAUUGAUUAAAGGAGUUACUACGGAUUGUAAA